This is a messenger RNA of Cotesia congregata, 255 nucleotides long. Lineage: Eukaryota; Metazoa; Arthropoda; Insecta; Hymenoptera; Braconidae. The record is from the annotation of a GenBank genome assembly.
AUGAUGGCCAGUAGAAUUUUGCAGGAAACAGUGAAAACUCCCAAAGAAUUGUAUAAAUUUUUAUUAAGGUCGUGUAAUAAACUUCCAAAAGGUCCUCAAGAAUUUUAUAAACAUUCAAUUAAACAGAGUUUUAAACAACAUGUGUUCGAACCUGACCCUGAAAGAGUAAAACAAAUAAUAAAUAAAUCAUUAUCUGAUGCAGAGUGGAUUUUUAAAAAGGUACAUAUUGAAUUUAUUUUUAUUAUUAACCCCUGA